GGGACUAACUCUGUCAGGGAUUAUAGAACGUACAAUAGUGUAGAGCUCGACUCCGACCAACGCAUUCUAACUGUGACUUUAAAGUAAGUCUUGGAACUACAAAAGGUAAACCUGUAAGUCGCUAAUAGUACAAUUGGAAGAGAAUCGCGAAUUCUGUGCUGACAUCAGCAUUUCUGCUAAAGCUAUCGAACAGCUUUUCCUCCACCCCAAAUGAUGAGCUAAUCAUCAUCAGGUCCAGUCAGUUUUAAAGUAUAACAAGAAGCACUGCAGAGGAGGUAGUUGCCAAGUGGGUUUCAAAUGGCUUACCAUACAUGGUCUCCAAAGAAACAGAAGACUUGCGAGAAGCUCGAAAUGACACCAAAAGCAAGUACCUGCUCUUUAACACAGCAGCCUCCAGGAAGAGAUUGAAGGAUCUGAACGGGUCAAAAAGAGGGACAAGAGUGACCCAAUUAGUCACCAAGAACUUCUCAAUGAAUGGAAGAAGUACCGUAGCACUCUUCUGAACAACACCACCGCUAUUGAUACUGCUAGACCACCGCCAGAUGAAUCGGUUCUCCCAAUCAACACAGCCUAA
Molecule: messenger RNA, 574 nt
Organism: Porites evermanni
Lineage: Eukaryota; Metazoa; Cnidaria; Anthozoa; Scleractinia; Poritidae
Source: the annotation of a GenBank genome assembly